AUGCCGGUGGCUACAGCAUGUGCACUUGCAGCACACAAAUUAUGCCGCCCAGUCCGGAUUUAUGUCAACCGCAAGACUGAUAUGAUUAUGACUGGAGGAAGACAUCCCAUGAAGAUAACCUAUAGUGUUGGGUUCAAAUCCAAUGGGAAAAUAACAGCUCUACACCUUGAUAUAUUAAUCAAUUCGGGGAUGUUUGUAGAUAUAAGCCCCAUUAUGCCACUAAACAUAGUGGGUGCACUUAAGAAGUAUGAUUGGGGUGCUUUGUCUUUUGAUAUAAAGGUGUGCAAGACAAACCAUUCCAGUAAAUCUGCAAUGCGUGGCCCUGGGGAGAUGCAGGGAUCCUUUAUUGCUGAAGCUGUAAUAGAAGAUGUAGCAUCUAUGCUGUCAAUGGAAGUGGAUUCUGUCAGAAACCAAAAUCUUCACAAAUUUGACAGCCUCAAUGAAUUUUAUGAGAGUAAUGCUGGUGAUCCUCUGGAUUAUACCUUGCCUUCUAUAUGGGAUAAGUUAGCCAAAUCUUCAAGGUUUGCCCAAAGAAUUGAAAUGAUAAAAAAGUUUAAUAACUCUAAUAGAUGGCGGAAAAAAGGUAUAUCACGGGUUCCCGUUAUAAAUGAAGUGACAUUAAGACCAACCCCUGGAAAAGUAAGUAUUCUUUGGGAUGGGUCUGUCGUGGUAGAAGUUGGCGGUAUUGAGCUGGGUCAGGGGCUGUGGACGAAAGUAAAACAGGUGACUGCAUUUGCUCUCAGUUCAAUUCAGUGUGAUGGAACUGAAGAUCUCUUGGAGAAAGUACGGGUUGUGCAAGCAGAUACCUUGGGCUUAGUACAAGGGGGAUUUACUGCUGGGAGCACUACAUCUGAAUCAAGUUGUGAAGCUGUUAGACUUUGUUGCAAUAUGUUGGUUGAAAGACUAACCCCACUUAAAGAAAAUUUACAGGAGCAAAUGGGUUCUGUAAAUUGGGAUACUCUGAUUCUCCAGGCCAAUUACAAAUCUGUAAACUUGUCAGCAAGUACUUACUUUGUGCCUGAGUUCACUUCCAUGCAAUACUUGAAUUAUGGUGCUGCAGUGAGUGAGGUUGAGGUAAACCUAUUGACUGGAGAAACCAGAAUCUUGCGAGCAGAUAUUAUUUAUGACUGCGGACAGAGCAUGAAUCCAGCUGUGGAUUUGGGACAGAUUGAGGGGGCUUUUGUACAGGGACUUGGAUUUUUUAUGCUUGAAGAAUACCUUACAAACUCAGAUGGAUUAGUGACUGGGAAUGGAACAUGGACAUACAAGAUUCCGACACUUGAUACCAUACCCAAAGAGUUCAAUGUUGAGGUACUUAACAGUGGACAUCAUCAAAAACGUAUUCUCUCCUCUAAAGCUUCUGGUGAGCCACCAUUACUUCUGGCAGUUUCAGUUUACUGUGCCACAAGAGCAGCCAUUGAAGAAGCCAGAAAACAACUUUUUUGUUGGAAUGGAUUAGAUGGGUCUUAUUCCAGAUUCCAGCUAGAGGUCCCUGCCAUCAUGCCCACUGUGAAGGAACAAUGUGGGCUGAACAAUGUGGAGAGGUACCUCCAAAGCUUGCUCUCCCGUUGA
This is a messenger RNA of Ilex paraguariensis (yerba mate), 1572 nucleotides long. The record is from the annotation of a GenBank genome assembly. Lineage: Eukaryota; Viridiplantae; Streptophyta; Magnoliopsida; Aquifoliales; Aquifoliaceae.